Molecule: messenger RNA, 1614 nt
Organism: Eruca vesicaria subsp. sativa (arugula)
Lineage: Eukaryota; Viridiplantae; Streptophyta; Magnoliopsida; Brassicales; Brassicaceae
Source: the annotation of a GenBank genome assembly
UUUUCUUUUCUUAACCCCUCUUGGUCCAUUCCAGAAUUUGAUCCGAAUAUAUUCAAGUUCCGAAGAAUAUAGACGAAACAAAUCAAAUCACCAAACGAUGGAAGAAAACAAGACGACGGAGAUGAACGAGAAUCUGAUAAACUCCUUCCUCGAGAUCACAUCUUCAUCAAGAGACGAAGCUACUUUCUUCCUCGAAAGCCACCGUUGGGAUCUAGACUCCGCCGUCUCCACCUUCCUCGACAACGACGCUUCAGCCGCCGUUGCCGCCAACGAUCUCCCAACUGGUCCAAACCCUAACUUACCCCCUCCUUCGAUUCCCGCCGCAUCGGCUUACUCUCCGUCUGAAUCCUCUCCUCGCUCGCGAUCUCCUUCUCCGCCUUCCCGCGACGCUCCUUACCGUCUCCGAUCGAAAGCCGAGAAUCAAGGAGCUUCAGGGAGCCGUAACACUAGGAGCCGUCAACAAGCUGGGAACAUCCGUACCUUCGCCGAUUUGAAUCGUUCCCCCGCUGACGGCGCGGAUAUUGAUUCUGAUGAAGGGCAAGAGUACUACACUGGUGGACAGAGGAGUGGGAUGAUGGUUCAAGAUCCUAAGAAACCAAAAGAUGUUGAUGCACUCUUUGAGCAAGCUAGGCUGUCAGCUGUGGACAGACCUGUUGAGCCAUCAAGAUCAGCUUCUACAAGCUUCACUGGAGCUUCUAGGAUGUUGUCUGGUGAACCUGUUCCCUCUGCUCCUCAGCAGCAGCUACAAGAGCAGCCUCAAUUGGUUAUGCACACCAUCACUUUCUGGAGCAACGGUUUCACCGUUAAUGAUGGUCCUUUAAGGAGGUUCGAGGACCCUGAAAACGCUACCUUUAUGGAGAGCAUUGCGAGGUCAGAGUGCCCCCGUGAACUUGAACCAGUAGAUAGGAACAUUCGUGUUCAUGUCGAUCUUGUCAAGCGUGAAGACAGCUACACUGAACCACCAAAGCCCAAAAAUUCAUUCCAAGGUGUAGGAAGAACUCUAGGAGCAAGCGGAUCCGGAUCAGCUGCAGAACCACAAGCUCCACCCGCACAAAUGAACACAGCCCCAGCACCAUCAGUAGGGCUAGUUGUAGACCAAGCAGCACCAACUACUUCGAUCCAGCUAAGAUUGGCCGACGGAACACGCCUUGUAUCCAGGUUCAACAACCACCACACAGUGAGAGACGUGCGUGGGUUCAUCGACGCUUCAAGACCCGGUGGGUCCAGAGAGUACCAGUUAUUAACCAUGGGGUUCCCUCCUAAACAGUUGACAGACUUGGACCAAACUAUCGAGCAAGCUGGUAUAGCUAACUCGGUCGUCAUCCAGAAGUUCUAGGUUUAUUCAAAUUUAAGACACCCCAUUCAGUUUAUGUCAGCUCUUUCCUCCUUUUUUUGAAGUGUUUGAGAACCUUUAUCCAUUGACUUAACUAUUUGGUCAACGUCGGUAGGAUUUGGAUAAUUUGAGAGAAUCAUAAAAACCACUUUUCUUCUUUUAUUCACUUUCUUAGUCAUUUUCUUAAGCUUCUACAGUUUCAUUUUAUAUUUCAAAGUUUUGACAACUUGUUUCUCAAACCCUAAUAUAAUAAAACUACUUAUUUUCAAAGUUUGAAUUAC